AUGGCUUCCACUGACUCUAGAGGAAGGCGAAGCAUCGAGAAACGGGUUCGCACUAGUAGUUCUAUCGAUGCAGACUCUUUGGCACCGUCUUCGGAGCCUCCAGCGGACAUGGCACGACCAAACAAGCGAGCGAGAAAUUACGGUCUAAUGACUCAAACACAAGACUCCUCGCAAGCCCUCAAUGGCGAGGAUGCAAAUGCAUCAAACUGGCUUCUUCCAGGCUACAUCAAAUGCGUAAGGCUGCGUGAUUUCAUGUGUCACAAGAAUUUCCAUCUAAAACUUGGUAGUAAGCUAAACUUCAUCAUUGGAAGCAACGGAAGCGGCAAAAGUGCCAUUUUGACCGCAAUCACCGUUGGACUCGGUGCAAAAGCUACAGACACAAGCCGAGGGUCAAAUUUGAAGGAGUUCAUUAGGGAAGGCUGUUCUUCGGCCAGAGUAGAAAUUGUUCUGAGUAACGAAGGCUUUGGGAGUUACGGAAAGGAUACCUACGGUUCCGAAAUAACAAUAGCGCGAACAAUAAAAAAAGACGGUCCCGCUGCUUUCGCCAUUAAAGAUGAGAGUGGCAGGAUCGUGUCUACCAAAAGGCGCGAUUUGCAGGCCAUAACAGACCACUUCUCCAUCCCCGUGAUGAACCCAAUGUGUUUUCUCUCCCAGGAUGCAGCCAGGUCUUUCUUAACCGCGAGCACACCAGCAGAUAAGUACAAACACUUCAUGCGAGCAACCCUUCUGGAAGACACGGAGGCUAACCUACAAAAAGCCGAAGAUACUUCACAAAAAGCCGAGGACUACUUGAUAUUCCAUGCAAAAAGUGUAAAAGUACUACGAAAAGAAUAUGAGGACUCAAGACGUUUGCUGGAAGGAUUACGCGGAAAUCAGGAAUUGAGCAGGCGUAAAAAACACUUGCAAGGUAGGCUUCUAUGGCUGAGCAUUGCUGAAAAUGAGAAGAAGCUUCACAAACUGCAGAAAAAUGGCGCUGAUUACCAAGAAAAGAUAGAUGAGCUCGAUAGAAAUCAAAGUCGAGUCGAAAACAAGAUCGAGCGUUACAAUGUGGAUCAAUCUGCAUCAGAGGAGGAUCUGAUGAACGCACAGACCAAAUUACAAGAAAAAAAACAGAUUGCUGAAGAUGUGCGGUCUAAAUUAAAUCAGAUCAAGCUAGAUUACGAAGCUCAAAUACGUAAUCGUACUGAAACAGAGACACUUGUCGAGCAAGCAAAGUGCAAAAUUCGGAACUGCAACAACAACAUAAACCAUCUCGAAGAACAACUCAGACGACAGGCAGGUGGCGAUAAAAAGGGAAUUGAACGAAAGCUAACAGAUCUACAAAAUGAAAUGGCCCUAAAGGAUGAGAGCUUGUUGCAAUAUAGUGAACAACUGCGAACGGCGAUGGGGGAGGCAAAAGAACUUAAAUCAAAUGCGGAGAAGACCAAGGAAGACAAGGAGAGAACAAUUUCUUUUAAGCAAAGAGAACUCCAAAACGUCAUUAGCGGUAAACAGAACUUCUUGUUCAAUUUUGACCCUAAGAUGGACAAAGUUGUGCAAGUUAUAAAGAGGCAGCAGUUCUCAGUUCCACCGAUCGGACCUUUGGGCGCGUACGUGACUGUAAAGCCAGAUUUCAGAGAGUGGACAAAGUGCAUUCAGGCAUAUCUUGGCAAUAAUCUAGGAGCGUUCGUCGUGGCCAAUGGACGCGAUAGCGAUCUUCUAAAAAAAAUCCUAAAUAGCCAUGGGCUGAAACAUCGACCAAACAUCAUAACACGUAAAUUCGAAGAAUUUGAUUACAGCCGCGGGAAGCCUAAAAUUGGAUACCCUACUAUUGUUGAUGCUCUGGAGUUUUCUGCCGGUACUGAGUUUGUACUGGUCGAUGUCAGCAGUAUAGAAAAGAUCCUGCUCAUUAAGAACAAGGAUGAAGCAAUGGAAGUGCUACGUUCUUCCCAAAACGCUAACGUGAAUAGAGCGCUGUCAAUUAUAAAAGAAAAUAGGUUUCUCUAUUUUCUGUCAACCAAGAGCCAGAACUCAUUAAAAUACAGAGGACCACUCAGAAUGAUGACGAAAAAUUCAUCAGAUGAUGACAUAUCUUACUUGAAGCGCAGCAUUCAUGAUGAUGAAAGAGGAUUGGCUGAAUUCAUCGAGCUGAAUAGGCGGCAACUUGCGGAGACACAGGACCAAAUAAACAGCAUUUUGGAUGAAAUAUCCUCUAUAAAAUCCUCAAUAACUGAAAUGGGCAGACGUGAAGCAUCCUUACGCAUUGAACUUGAAACAGAAAUAGACAUGGGGGCUAUUGAACAGAUGCAGGAUGAGAAGCGAUCCUACGAAGAGGCAAUUUCCAGUUAUUCCCUUACAAUCGAAGAAAUUAACGACCGGCUAGGAAGUAUCAAUCGAGAGGCACAGCAUUUGAGACAGAGCUUGAGUGAAGCGAGGUCUCAGGUUCAGGAGUCCGAAUCUUCUUUGCAAGCGUUGAAGGACUCGUGCUCUUUAAGGGAUUCGAAUUUGUCAAAACUGCGCGAAGACGAUCGACGCUACACACAAGAACUUCAAAGGUAUAAAGAACAUUUAGAGGAAAAUCGACGGAAGCAGGACGAAUUCAAUGCAGGUAUCCAGCGCCAAAUUCCCGAUGCCGUUGUGUUCUGUUCCCGAGCGAUCGCUUUCGGUGAAGGAAUGCCGGAAACAAAAGAGGAUACGAAUGCCGAACUGGAGGAAGUAUCCCACAGGAUUCAGGAUGCUGAAAGAAGAGCAGGGAUUUCUCAGGAUCAGGUUUAUGAGUUAUUUCAAAAGGCCAAAAUGAAAAAAGAGGACGCAGAGAGAAAAUACUCGGAAGUAGAUAAUUUGAUCCGGCACCUCAAGAAGUCUUUAGAGAAGCGUGGAAUGACACUGAAUCUGGCGAGAGCCGACACUUACCUGAAUGCAGAUACAGACUUCAGGAAUUCACUGCAAGAAAGAAAUUUUUCAGGUAGUCUAGACUUCGAUUAUGAUGAAAAGACCUUGAAUAUGCUGAUGAAGACUCCAAACGACGAUUGUCCUCGUAAUGUAGACACAUUUUCUGGUGGGGAGAAGUCUUUCGCACAGACAUCACUCCUGCUGGCUACCUGGAGACCCAUGCGGUCGAGAAUAAUUGCACUGGAUGAAUUCGAUGUUUACAUGGACCAAGUCAAUCGGCGAGAAGGAACGAAACUGAUCGUUUCGAAAUAUUCUCGAGACGAAAGAACUCAAACAAUUAUCAUCACACCGCAGGAUAUUGGCAAAAUGGCUAAUCUCGAUAAUCCCGAAAUAUUUAUCCACAAAAUGAGCGAUCCUGAGAGGCGCAACAAUUCAAGCUAG
This is a messenger RNA of Lachancea meyersii CBS 8951, 3312 nucleotides long. Lineage: Eukaryota; Fungi; Ascomycota; Saccharomycetes; Saccharomycetales; Saccharomycetaceae. The record is from the annotation of a GenBank genome assembly.